This is a messenger RNA of Colletotrichum phormii, 424 nucleotides long. RefSeq lists its product as uncharacterized. NCBI's taxonomy places the organism in Eukaryota, Fungi, Ascomycota, Sordariomycetes, Glomerellales, Glomerellaceae. The coding region runs from base 159 to 332 and encodes 57 amino acids. The record is from RefSeq and is a predicted model, not a curated record. The transcript has a single exon.
UGUGGAAUAAGCCAAACUUCAACCCUGUGAGGCUAGAUGUCACGGGGGAUGGGUUUCGAGAGAGCAUUGAGCUUGGCUUUUCUCCUCUUCCUUUGACCGGUCACCGACCAGACCCGUGGGUAGAUUCGGGAGAAGAAAAAGCGUACCCUGACGUAAGGAUGAGGGUGGUGAUGAACAUUGCAUGUAUGUAUGAGCUAGUCGACGUGAUUCCCUCGUCUCGAGCAGCACUACCUAAAACUAUGUGUGGUGGCAUGGGGAGGGGGCGUUUGCGAGCGGGAACGGGUUUGUCGAUAAGCAACUCUGGGCGCAAAGUCUAUCGCGGGAUGGGAUGAUCAUCUUUCGCCCUACGAGCGUGUUCCAGUGACCAGUGUCUAUAUGUGCGUGAUCCUGCCGGCCGGUUUGCUUUUUUUUUUUUGUGCUUUUU